AUGCUUUUUGGUUUAUUUCUUGAUCCGAUUAUUGUGACUUUUCAAAUUGCUUCAGAUCUGGUGAAACAUGCUAAUCUAGCAGAUGGUGUCAUAAAUCCUGAGGAUGUUGAGGCAAAAACAAUGGUCGCUUUAUCACCAAAAAGCAUAAAGAAAUAUGAAUUCCAAGAAUUUGAUAAAAUUAUUGUGAAGAGGUUUUAUAUAGGACCAUGGUCGUUAAAUGAGUCGUUAAUUUGUAAAAAAUAUGUCUUCUCGAGAGUUCCGGUAAUUAUAAUGUUGGAACUUUACAGCAAGACAGGUGGUGUGCCAAAAUAUGUCCUUCAAAAGAUUGAAGAGGCAAUGAAAUAUUAUGACCCAAAGACACUUAAAGAUGAUGAAGAUGAUGCAGACAAGGAUGGUGUAGACAAGCAUACUGCUAUCAUCAGAAAAUAUAAAAUAAAGCACCAAUCAAGAGUUGAAUACAUCCUAACUCCAGAAGAAUUUUCAGAUCAUAAUGAAGGAAACAAGGUUAUCCUACCAUCAAAAUCAAAUUUUGGUGCAGCAGAUCUAUUUGUUACUCCUGACAAUAUCUUUCAAAUAACAGUGCCAAAAAAACAUCCCAUCAAGCAGAAAUGUGGAACAAUGGGUUCUAAAGUGAUCGGAAAUACACCAACAUCUAAAUUUGCAGCUAUUGGACACGAAGAAAAACAUAUAUUUGGUAUUCAAUUUCACCCAGAAGUAACUCAUACACCACUUGGUAAAAAUAUUCUUAAAAAUUUUGUUGUUAAAAUAUGUGAAUGCAAAAAAAAUUGGACAAUGGAAUCGUUUAUUGAUAAAGAGAUUAACAGGAUUCGUCAAUUGGUUGGUGAGAAGGGUCAAGUGGUUGGAGCAGUAAGUGGUGGUGUUGAUAGUACAGUAGCUGCUAAAUUAAUGAAAGAAGCUAUUGACAAUGGAGUAAUGAGACUUAAUGAAUGUGAGACGGUUAAGAAAAAAUUUGUAGAUCAAUUUGGCAUAAAUUUGAAAGUUGUUGAUUCAUCAGAAUUAUUUUUGAGUAAACUCAAAGGUGUGACAGAUCCUGAGAAAAAACGUAAAAUUAUUGGUAAUACUUUUAUUGAGGUUUUUGAAUCAGAAGCUUCAAAAAUUGACCAGGAAACAAGUAAUGAUACAAUGGGCAAAAUUGAAUAUUUACUACAGGGUACUUUGUAUCCUGAUGUUAUUGAAAGUAUAUCUUUUAAAGGUCCUAGUGCAGUUAUUAAGACUCAUCAUAAUGUUGGUGGCUUAUUAAAAGAUAUGAAGCUUAAAUUGAUAGAACCACUUAGAGAAUUAUUCAAAGAUGAAGUAAGAGAAUUGGGUAAAUUGUUAACAUUAGAUGAAGAACUAAUUUGGCGGCAUCCUUUCCCUGGGCCUGGAUUAGCAAUACGUAUACUGGGAGAGGUUACCCCCUCACAAAUAGACAUAGUUAGGCUAGCGGAUCAUAUUUACAUUGAAGAAAUUAAAAAAGCAAAUCUAUAUCGAAAAAUUAGUCAAGCUUAUGCUUGUUUGUUGCCGGUGAAAGCUGUUGGUGUGAUGGGUGAUAAAAGAACUUACGAACAAGUUAUUGUUCUGAGAGCUGUCGAAACUUCAGAUUUUAUGACGGCUGAUUGGUAUCAAUUUCCUUAUGAAAUACUAAAAAGAAUCAGUAAUAAAAUCAUCAAUGAAGUUAAAGGUGUAAAUAGAGUAGUUUAUGAUAUUUCAAGUAAACCACCUGCAACAAUAGAAUGGUACGGAAUAAGAGUAACGUGA
This is a messenger RNA of Entrophospora sp. SA101, 1758 nucleotides long. NCBI's taxonomy places the organism in Eukaryota, Fungi, Glomeromycota, Glomeromycetes, Entrophosporales, Entrophosporaceae. The record is from the annotation of a GenBank genome assembly.